AUGUUCACUUUGAUUUCCCUCUUCUUGUUUUUGAACAUUCCACUUUUCAUGGCCAAUUUUAUUUAUCCUAGGUGUUUUUGGAAAAUGAAGCAGAAUGAAGACAAGGAUGAAGACUUGGGAAAAGGUUGUGUCUUCUUCCCCAGAAUAGUGCAGGGGCCUGUGGCAAAGGACUAUUUCAAGCAAAUUUUGAAUAUACAAACACCACCAGAUAACUACAAGUUUGCUCUGGCAUUGGCUUUUACCAUGGAUGAGGUCAACAGGAACCCUGAUCUAUUACCAAAUAAGUCUUUAGUAUUUGAUUUUGCAGCAGAUAUUUGUUUGAGUGCAUCUCGAUUGUACACUCUCAAUCAAUUUUUGGAACACAGUCAUGAUAUUUUCCCUAAUUAUUUCUGUAAUGAAGAUACCAUGUGUCAUGUGGUGCUUACAGGACCAAACUGGGAAAUAUCUUCAAAACUUGGGACAAUCCUAGACCUCCACAAAAGCCAAAAGGUCAUUCAGCUUACCUAUGGACCCUUCCAUCCAAUCCUGAGUGAUCAUGAACAAUUUCCCCAUCUGUAUCAGAUGGCCCCCAAGGACACAUCGCUACCCCUGGCCAUGGUCUCCGUAAUACUUCAUUUCAACUGGACCUGGGUAGGGCUGGUCAUCUCAGACAAUGAUCAGGGUACCCAAUUUCUCUCAUAUUUGAGAAGAGAGAUGGCAAAAAAUAUACUCUGCUUUGCUUUUGUUAACAUGAUUCCACUCAACAUGCAGUUGUAUAUGUCAAGAGCUGAAGUGUAUUAUAACCAAAUCAAGACAUCAUCCACAAAUGUUAUUAUCAUUUAUGGUGACACAGACAGUACUCUUACUAUGAGCUUUCGAAUGUGGAAAUCUCGAGGUUUACAGAGAAUAUGGGUUAUCACUUCACAGUGGGAUGUGCCUACAAGUAAAAGAGACGUCAUGAUCGACUCAUCCCUUAUGUCUCUGGGUUUUGCACACCAUCAUGGUGAUAUUUCUGGUUUUAAAAAUUUUGUUCAGACAUUGAGCCCCCUCAAAUGCACUGAUGAAUACCUGAAAAGGCUGGAGUGGAUGAACUUUAACUGUGAAGUGUCAGUAUCCAACUGUAAGACACUAAAGAACUACUCAUCGAAUGCCUCUAUUGAAUGGCUAAUGGUACAGACUUUUGACAUGGUUUUUAGUGAUGGCAGUUAUGACAUAUACAAUGCUGUGUAUGCUUUGUCCCAUGCAGUGCAUGAGAUGGUUCUUCAACAAGUAGAUACUCAGCUAAAGGUCAAUGGGAAAGGAACUGAUUCUGCCUGCUUGAAGCUGAACUCAAUUCUGAAGAAGACCCACUUCACUAAUCCUGUUGGGGACAGAGUGAAUAUGAACCCAAAAGAAAAACUCCAGGAAGAGUAUGAUAUUUUCCAGAUUUGGGAUUCCCCACAUGGUCUUAGAUUUAAGGUGAAGAUAGGAAAGUAUAGCUCACAUUUUCAACAUGGACAACAGCUUCAUGUAUAUAAAGACAUUAUAGAGUGGGCCACAGGAAAUACACAGAUGCCAACCUCUGUGUGCAGUGCUGACUGCGGUCCUGGCUUCAGAAAAUUCCUGCAGGAGGGAAUGGCAGUCUGCUGUUUUCAAUGCAGCCCCUGCCCAGAAAAUGAAAUCUCUAAUGAGACAAAUGUGGAUCAAUGUGUGAAGUGCCCUGAGGACCAGUUUGCCAACAGAGAGCAGAACCAGUGCAUUGACAGAACUGUGAACUUUCUGAGCUAUGAUGACCCAUUGGGGAUGGUUCUCACCUUUAUGGCCCUGUGCUUCACUGCAUUCACAGCUCUGGUUCUUGGAGUCUUUGUCAAGCACCAUGACACUCCCAUUGUGAAGGCCAAUAACCGGAAGCUCAGUUACAUCCUGCUCAUCUCACUCUUCUUUUGUUUCCUCUGCCCCUUGCUCUUCAUUGGCCGUCCAAACUCAGCUACAUGCAUCUUGCAGCAAAUCACAUUUGGAGUUGUGUUCACUGUGGCUGUUUCCACUGUGUUGGCCAAAACAGUUACUGUGCUUCUGGCUUUCAAAGUCACAGACCCUGGAAGAAGAAUGAGAUACUUCCUAAUUUCAGGGGCACCCAACUACAUUAUUCCUAUCUGUACUCUCAUCCAAGUUAUCAUCUGUUCAGUCUGGCUGGGAGCUUCUCCUCCCUCUGUUAAUAUUGAUGCACACUCUGAGCAUGGCCACAUCAUCAUUGUGUGCAGCAAAGGUUCAGUCACUGCCUUCUACUUUGUCCUGGGAUACCUGGCCUGCCUGGCUCAGGGGAGUUUCAUCAUGGCUUUCUUGUCCAGGAAUCUGCCUAACACAUUCAAUGAAUCCAAGUACUUGACGUUCAGCAUGCUUUUGUUCUGCUGUGUCUGGGUCACUUUCCUCCCUGUGUACCAUAGUACCAAGGGUAAGGUCAUGGUAGCUGUGGAAAUUUUCUCCAUCUUGGCCUCCAGUGCUGGGAUGCUGGGAUGCAUUUUCAUUCCCAAGUGCUACAUAAUUUUGAUAAGACCAGUGGAAAAAUAUCUUCAAAAUAUCAGGGAAAAAUUAUCUUCCAGAAGUGAUAUUUCAUUAAUUCUAACUGACAAAUGCAUAGUUAGUUCAUAUCGAACAAAUAUUGAAUUACAAUGCCAGACCUGUCUCUUAUGGAAUGACUCUCACUGUUUCCUCUAA
Molecule: messenger RNA, 2673 nt
Organism: Phodopus roborovskii (desert hamster)
Lineage: Eukaryota; Metazoa; Chordata; Mammalia; Rodentia; Cricetidae
Product: vomeronasal type-2 receptor 116-like
Biological process (GO): G protein-coupled receptor signaling pathway
Cellular component (GO): membrane
Molecular function (GO): G protein-coupled receptor activity
Source: RefSeq, a predicted model, not a curated record